AUGCUGACCGCUUUGGCUCCUCCAGUGCAUUUGUCCGGGGACAGGUUGGGCUGGACAUUGCUAGUGUGCGUGGUCAGUGACCUUCAGAGAGGGCACAUUGAAGUCGUGUGGAAGCCGUCUCGUCACUACAUUCCUGAGUCAUCAUUCACCAGUGUUAUAGUAAACGACAGACACCAAAGUCACAGUCCUGUAUCCAUCAUCACCGUGGCCACCAAUGACUGGCCUGGAUUCCGCUGCUCAGCCAAUCACAAGAGGCGUCCCAAAAUUCCCAAGAGACGUCGCGUCAAUCCCUCAAGUAACGAAGAAACAAGAUGCUUUGAUGAGAUGGAAAUUGAUUACGCAAACACUGUGGUGGUGCUGAUGCUGAGGCUACUUCUGCUGAAGAUUGUGGCCUUCAAUGUGCUGCUGACCAUCUACUCAGUUAUCAAGUGGUAA
Messenger RNA from Knipowitschia caucasica, 435 nucleotides. Lineage: Eukaryota; Metazoa; Chordata; Actinopteri; Gobiiformes; Gobiidae. The record is from the annotation of a GenBank genome assembly.